AUGGCGGCCUGUGUUGUCGUGUGUGUUUCUUUAACUUUCUCUCUGCUUUUGGCUGAUGUGGCUUCAAUAGAAACUACAACCAGCGACGGGAUAAGGACCACCGCGCCCAGUGACCGGAACUCCACCUCUAACGUUCCGGACGGUGGUCCACCGACACAGUGGACCAACCCGACCCCGAGCGACCCCAGCCCCGCCAGCAGCACCACGGAGGAGCCGGUCAGCCCCACGGAGGGGCCGGUCAGCCCCACGGAGGAGCCGGUCAGCACCACGGAGGAGCCGGUCAGCCCCACGGAGGAGCCGGUCAGCCCCACGGAGGAGCCGUUCAGCCCCACGGAGGAGCCGUUCAGCCCCACGGAGGAGCCGGUCAGCCCCACGGAGGAGCCGGUCAGCCCCACGGAGGAGCCGGUCAGCCCCACGGAGGAACCGGUCAGCACCACGGAGGGGCCGGUCAGCCCCACGGAGGAACCGGUCAGCACCACGAAGGAGCCGGUCAGCCCUACGGAGGAACCGGUCAGCACCACGGAGGGGCCGGUCAGCCCCACGGAGGAACCGGUCAGCACCACGAAGGAGCCGGUCAGCCCUACGGAGGAACCGGUCAGCACCACGGAGGGGCCGGUCAGCCCCACGGAGGAGCCGGUCAGCACCACGGAGGAGCCGUUCAGCCCCACGGAGGAGCCGUUCAGCCCCACGGAGGAGCCGGUCAGCACCACGGAGGAGCCGGUCAGCACCACGGAGGAGCCGGCUCUCCCCGCGGAGCCUCUGCCCGUGUCCGGCCGCCUGCCUGUCCCUGUCCCAGGAGGCUGCGAGUGA
Molecule: messenger RNA, 810 nt
Organism: Salarias fasciatus (jewelled blenny)
Lineage: Eukaryota; Metazoa; Chordata; Actinopteri; Blenniiformes; Blenniidae
Product: zonadhesin-like
Exons: 2
Coding region: 1-810 (269 amino acids)
Source: RefSeq, a predicted model, not a curated record